AAUUUUGUAACCUUCUCCUAGUUUUAGCUAUGCAAAACAGUCAACCCCAUGCUGCCCUCCUCGUUAGCCCUGGCAUGGGACAUCUCAUCCCUGCCCUUGAGCUCGGCAAACGCAUGGCUACUCAUCAUGGAUUUCAUGUCACCGUCUUUAUCGUUGCAGAAGAUCAUGCCUCAACUUCACUUUUCAAAUCACCAAAUAAUUACCCUGAAAAUCUUGAUGUUGCCUUGCUCCCUCCUGUUGAUAUCUCUGCCAUAGUCGGUCCUGAUGCAUCACUUACCGUCAAGAUGAUCUUCAUCAUGCGCCAGUCUUUACCUCUCCUUCGCUCUGAAAUCCUAGCCAUGAAGAUUCGUCCAACAAUGCUGAUUGUGGACAUAUUUGGAACCGAGGCUUUCACCAUAGCUGACGAAUUCGAGAUGCUUCGAUUUUGGAUAUCUCUGACAUGAGUUUGAAGAUACCAGGUCAAACAUAUGAUGUGAUAAUAUAUAGUAGUAAAAUUUCGCUCUCUUGAUAGCUUUAUAAUAAUUUUCUAUGUAAUUACAUGCCAACCCUUAACUAAUUAAUCACCACAGCGUUACACAAUUGAUGAUGCAAUUUGAAUGUGGAUUUUUCUCAUUAAAUGUCGUUACCAUUU
This is a messenger RNA of Rubroshorea leprosula, 631 nucleotides long. The record is from the annotation of a GenBank genome assembly. NCBI's taxonomy places the organism in Eukaryota, Viridiplantae, Streptophyta, Magnoliopsida, Malvales, Dipterocarpaceae.